Molecule: messenger RNA, 4453 nt
Organism: Uloborus diversus
Lineage: Eukaryota; Metazoa; Arthropoda; Arachnida; Araneae; Uloboridae
Product: atrial natriuretic peptide receptor 2-like
Exons: 24
Coding region: 1-3516 (1171 amino acids)
Biological process (GO): cGMP biosynthetic process; receptor guanylyl cyclase signaling pathway; intracellular signal transduction
Cellular component (GO): membrane
Molecular function (GO): protein kinase activity; peptide receptor activity; ATP binding
Source: RefSeq, a predicted model, not a curated record
AUGGCUGAUAUGAAGAGGAAACUUGACUGCGUUCUUGUUGAUGAUUCUAGAGUUGUUUUAGUGUCUUCUAAUACGACAGUGUCGGAGGAUUUGUUUUCUACUGUUAAAGGAGCAAAUUCCACCACAGCCUCUGAAACGAACUACAUCACAUCACCGGAAACAAAUUACGUCACAUCACCAGAAACAAAUUACGUCACAUCACCAGAAACAAAUUCCGUCACAUCACCAGAAACAAUUUCCGUCACAUCACCAGAAACAAGUUCCAUCGCAUCACCAAAAACAAAUUCUACCACAACACCAGAAAAGAAUCAAUACUCAACAAGGGCCAGUGCAGAAAUACCAUCUUACAAAGUCGGAGUGCUUAUGGUAGAUGGUUCUCUCCACAACCGAUUCGAUGUGCAAAGAAUCGGACCAGCCAUCGACAUAGCAGCUGAAAAAUGUCAAACGGAAUACCACGUCACUCUUCAACUUUUCAAAGGAUACUACCCAAGAGAAUGCUCAGAAGAAAUGGCCAUUGGAAAAGCGGCUCACCUGGCCAUGAAUCACAAAGUGUCCGCUUUCCUCGGACCAGCUUGCAGUGAUGAUCUACAAGUGGUUGGUCGCUUUGCAAGUUAUCAUCAUAUGCCCAUUCUCACGGGGUUGGGAGAUGUCCUGAGGAAACGCGAAGAAUUCACCACUUUGAUUCGCAUGUCCUACGAUCUGAAAGACAAAGCUAUGGCGAUCCUUGCCUUUUUGGAACAUUUUAAGUGGAGAAGAUUCGGGAUGAUCUACCGACAAAAUGACGUCUAUUAUACGGCGCUCGCAGAUUUACUUUUCAAUUUAGCAGUGACAAAUGAGUUUUUUGUGACGUGUCAGAGAACUUAUACUCGAUCAACCAACAAGACCAUCCUAACUGAUCUGAAUUAUGUCAUGGAAAGCAUGAAGACAUGUUCUCGAAUCAUUGUCAUCCUCGGGGGUGACAAAGACGUCCGCGAAAUGAUGUUGGUCGCUAAACGCCUGGACAUGACAGCUUCUGGAGAGUUUGCGUUUUUCUACACCGAGUUGAUACAAGACGAAGCGAAAGGAAAUCAAUCGUGGCACCGAGGAAUUGAAGAAGAUGCAAUCAGAAAAGAAAUAAAAGAAGCUUAUCAGUCAUUGAUGAUUGUCAGUUUGAAUCAGCCUUACUCGGAGGAAUAUAUUGAGUUUUCUCAGAAUGUAAAAAGAAUCGCAUUGAAAAACUACAACUUCAACUACACAGAAGAUGUGGUAAAUUACUUUGCUGCCAGUUUUCAUGAUGCUGUCCUCAUGCUGUGCAAUGCCAUCCGUGAAGCAGUUUAUGUGCAAGAAAAUCCACUUGAUGGAAGCGUCAUUAUAUCACGACUUAAAAAUAAAACGUUUAACGGUAUUUCAGGACUUGUUACUAUUAACCAGAAAGGAGAUCGUGUUGCAGAUUAUGCUCUUUUGGACCAAGUUGAUCCGGAAAAUGGCACUUUCGAGGUAGUAUUGACAUAUUCUGGUGCCACAAAACAAUAUAAAGAAGUCAGAAGUAUCCAUUGGCCAGGAGGGAAAAUGCCCAAAGACAGACCAAAGUGUGGUUUUGAUGGGAAUGAUCCUUCGUGUUACAAAAGAGGAUUAAAACUCAUAGAAAUGUCAUUGAUCAUUACAUUAGCCUUUCUUGUUGUUUUCAUCAUAGCUGGCAUACUAGCUUACAGGAAAAUUCGCCUGGAAUCCAAGCUUGCAAAUAUGUCGUGGAGAGUGCGGUGGGAUGAAAUAACUUUCUUGAAAGAUGUCCGCAGCAGCUGCAUGAUGCAUCGGUUAUCUAUUACUAGUGAUAUGUCCGCAAAGAUGGAACACGGAUGGGUUUGCUGGACUCCAAAAUUUCCUGACAGUAUGUGUAUGGACCCAAACUCCCGUGAUAUGGAAAUGUUACCAAAAUUUAGUCUUACCGGUACGUACAAGGGUAACACUGUUGCUGUAAAAAGGAUUUAUAAGCAGAAGAAAAUAGAACUAACGCGUUCAGUUCUUAUCGAAUUGAAAAAAAUACGCGAAGCUCAGCAUCAGAAUAUUGCAAGUUUCAUUGGAGCCUGUAUUGAUGCUCCCAACAUAGCUAUUUUGACGGAAUACUGUCCAAAGGGAAGUCUUCAGGAUGUUCUGAAGAACGACUCCUUAGAUCUUGAUUGGAUGUUUCGCUACUCCUUAAUCAACGAUAUCGUAAAAGGUUUGAGCUACUUGCACAACGGAGAGUUAGGUUCUCACGGUCGCCUGAGGUCAUCUAAUUGUUUAGUGGACAGUCAUUUUGUCGUCAAGCUGGCAGAUUUCGGGUUGCCAUCUUUCAGAAUUCCUGAUUCCUUGUCUUCCGCAGAUGAAAAAGACUUAAAAAAAUAUUUAUGGAAGGCUCCGGAACUGCUCCGUCUUCCGCUCUGCCCACCAGAAGGUACGUCGAAAGGGGAUGUGUACAGCUUCGCCAUCAUAUUGCAGGAGAUCAUCAUGAGAAACGAGCCUUUUCUUCCGUAUCAUCGCCUGAUGACUGUAGCUGAAAUCUUGGAGCGUAUCCGAAAUCGUGAAUCCCCAGUGUUUCGUCCCAAAGUUCCGAAAGAGACGUGUUCCGCAGAUCUAAUGUCUCUGAUGCAAAGUUGCUGGGAAGAGGAUCCCGACGAAAGGCCUGACGUCAAUCAAAUCAAAGCUGAAAUGAGACACAUUAACAGGGGUCAAAACGGAGAAGUAAACAUAAUGGACAAUUUAUUGUCCAGAAUGGAGCAAUAUGCCACUAAUUUAGAAUCGCUGGUUGAACAACGCACAGCAGCAUUCAUGGAGGAAAAGAAGAAAUCGGAGGAGCUUCUGUACCAAGUUUUACCAAGGUCGGUAGCUGAGCAGCUUAAAAGAGGUAAAUCUGUGGAACCGGAAUACUAUGACAGUGUUACAGUGUUUUUCAGUGAUGUUGUGGGCUUUACAACAAUGUGUUCCGUUAGCACUCCUAUCCAGGUGGUUGACUUUCUGAAUGAUCUUUACACUUGUUUCGAUGCGAUUAUCAACGACUUCGAUGUAUAUAAGGUCGAGACUAUUGGUGAUGCCUACAUGGUGGUUUCUGGCCUUCCAGACAGGAAUGGCUUACGACAUGCAAAGGAAAUUGCGAGAAUGUCUCUGGCUCUGCUAAGAGCCGUGACGUCCUUUCAAAUCAGGCACAUGCCCGAGGACAAAGUCAAGCUGAGAAUAGGUCUACAUUCAGGUCCGUGCUGCGCAGGUGUGGUUGGACAGAAAAUGCCCCGCUAUUGUUUAUUCGGAGACACCAUCAACACUGCUUCCAGAAUGGAGUCUACUGGAGAACCUUUGAAAAUUCACGUAAGUCCAAACACAAAAGUGGCAUUGGAUUAUUUUGGAAACUUUCAACUGGUUCCACGAGAAGAAAUAGAAGUUAAGGGAAAAGGGAAGAUGCAAACGUACUGGCUCGUGGCCGAGAAAGAAUCUUCAAGGGUGUCAGCAUCACCAGCAGUGCAGAAAAGAAGUAAAGGAAGUGGAAGUGCAAAAAGAAGGAGGUGAUAAGACUACAAAACGACACAAUCGUUUGAUGAAAAUUACUCAUGUUGGACAUUGCGCGAGAAAUUAUUUCUAUUGCUAAUCAUGAUCUGAAACUCCAAGUCGGAUAUGAAUGUUUUAUAAAAGGGAACUCACAGUGAAACAGAAUAUGUGCAAAAUCAUACAUUGAACAUCUUUUACUACUAAGUUAAAAUGUCUUUUUAUUUGUAGUUUUUAACAUAGAGCAAAAAGGGAAUCAAAAUUUUAACAUGUUCAUACUGUCAUCUAUCGCAGAUAUCAGAUAUUAUUGUAGGAGAAAAAGCUUAUUUUUGUGUCCUGCCAUCACUCACUUUGUCACGAAAUAUCAAAGUGUUCAUGUACGAGGGUCCUGGGGCGGAGCCCCGUACCCUGUGGUGUAAGCUGAUUGGUGAACUUCAGGCGCAGAUGGAUCUGUUUCCUGUCCGUUUUUGACAACUACUUUUUGAGGCAAAUGUGGUAGGUAUUUAGUAUUACGGAGGCAGCGGCAUAACUAAGUCUGGCCCGCUACUUAAUGUAUAAUAUUUCAGUAAAGAGCUUCAUGCUUUAAAAACUAUAUGGUUUACGGAAACCCUUGGUAUCUUUCCACUUCUUAAACGCUUUGCUCAUCAGCAAGUUAAAGAAUAAUGAUUUUAUGACAAAUUUUUUAAAAAUGAAUCAAAACAUUUUUGAUGAUCAGAGAUUCCCAUCAGGCAGUCUACGGACUCCUAUUAGUCCACAAGCGUUUAUUAAGGAAGCAAAGAGUCGUUUUCAAAGUUGUAUUUAAGAGGGGACAUAUAGAGUUUGGGUCCCUCUCGAAACAUUGUAAAAAUUACAGCUUGUAUAUUAGGGACUAAAGCACUUUUAACAAAUUUUGGAAAAGAUUUCAUAAUAUUUGGCUUGGGUCCUUCCCGAAAUAAAUUCCAAUACACGCUCCUGACUCUCG